GUCAAAGCCUCCUUAGCCUGGUACCUUGGCUUGCUUUGAACACAGCAACUUGGUUUUGCCUCGAACCAUCGAAGUUACAGGCUUCAUUCAUCUUUUUCUCAAACCGUUACCAUACUAACUUACCUACAGUACAUGGUGGAUAGACUGACUGAUUCUUACUCCAUUUUCCCCGCUCAAUCCUCUUGAGCUACCUGCUUCCGUUCUUCAACAUCCUGCACUUCGUAGGCAGUAAGCUGCAACAAUGAAUAGCCUCUACUCCGUCGUCAACACCCUCCGCGACCGAUACGCACCGGUAUCGCACACAUCCACGUUUCGGCAAACAGGCGAAAUCACACCAGAGGAGUUCGUAGCGGCCGGUGACUACCUUGUCUUCAAGUUCCCGACGUGGAGCUGGGGAGAUGCAGACUCGGAGAGCCGACGAGCAAGCCACCUGCCUCCCGGGAAGCAGUUUCUCGUCACCCGCAAUGUUCCCUGUAACCGGCGGCUGAAUGAGAAUUUCGCCGGCGAUGCAGGUCUUGAGGAGGCUGUCGUCGACGAUGGUGACGAGUUCAAGGGCAGCAAAGGAGAUGAUGAUGGCUGGCUACGCACAGGAGGCUUGUCUAGCUCACAACCGCUCAAGGCCCGUGAGGUCCGGACUGUUGAUGAUGCGGGCAAUGCGGGCGAGCGGGCGCAGCCCGAUGACGAUGAUGACAUUCCUGACAUGGAGGAUGAAGAGGACGAUGAAGCGAUCAUUCGCGACACUGAUGCGUCGGGACAAACUAGCAGCCGUCGGACGUAUACCCUGUACAUCAUGUACUCCCCUUACUACCGGACACCUCGUCUCUACUUGUCCGGAUAUGGUGCCAACGGACAGCCCCUGCCGCCGCAUAACAUGAUGGAGGACAUCAUGGGCGAUUACAAAGACAAGACGGUCACUCUUGAAGACUUUCCCUUCUUUGCCAACAACAUCAAGAUGGCCAGUGUGCACCCUUGCAAACAUGCGCCCGUCAUGAAGACGCUCCUAGACCGAGCCGAUGCCGCACUGAAGCUUCGGAGGGAAAAGCUCAAGACUGGCGACGCUUCUGGCCAACAAGCGGGCCUGGAAGGAUUAGCCGAUGAGUUUAACAAACUUGGCGUCUCUGGAAAGGGCGAUGCUUCCAAGAUAGACAAGAAUGAUGAGUGGGAAGACAUUCAGCACGACGAUGUCGCAGAUCAGGAGGUUGCCAUUCGGGUAGAUCAGUACCUUGUUGUUUUCCUCAAGUUUAUUGCCAGCGUCACCCCAGGUAUUGAACAUGACUUUACGAUGGGCGUCUAGUUAAGACGACUCGUAUCGAACCCCUCGAGUGGCAUGGAAAUGUGGCUUGUUAUUUCAUUUUGACAGCUGGUCCAUUCCCGGACCCGGUAGUUUCGUGAUUUGGGCAACAGAACUUGUAUUGGCGAUCAUUGGAGAAUUUGGAGUUGGUUUGGCUUUCUUGGCGCAACAAGAUGGAUCUAACAUCGAGUAGCAGAAUGCAACAUCACGGUACUCGCUCGGAUAUCCAGAGAAAGGUUUUCUUUAUGGGAGAGCUGCUUACUAUAGACGUUGAAUGAUGAUGAAACUGUUUUAGUCUCG
This is a messenger RNA of Pyricularia oryzae 70-15, 1591 nucleotides long. RefSeq names its product autophagy-like protein 3. The record is from RefSeq and is a predicted model, not a curated record. The coding region runs from base 242 to 1294 and encodes 350 amino acids. Gene Ontology annotation, molecular function: Atg8-family ligase activity. Gene Ontology annotation, biological process: nucleophagy; autophagy of mitochondrion; autophagosome assembly. The transcript has 3 exons. Gene Ontology annotation, cellular component: cytosol; cytoplasmic ubiquitin ligase complex. NCBI's taxonomy places the organism in Eukaryota, Fungi, Ascomycota, Sordariomycetes, Magnaporthales, Pyriculariaceae.